Molecule: messenger RNA, 3971 nt
Organism: Xiphias gladius (swordfish)
Lineage: Eukaryota; Metazoa; Chordata; Actinopteri; Istiophoriformes; Xiphiidae
Gene: pi4kb
Product: phosphatidylinositol 4-kinase, catalytic, beta
Exons: 13
Coding region: 758-3310 (850 amino acids)
Biological process (GO): phosphatidylinositol phosphate biosynthetic process; phosphatidylinositol-mediated signaling
Cellular component (GO): membrane; cytoplasm
Molecular function (GO): 1-phosphatidylinositol 4-kinase activity
Source: RefSeq, a predicted model, not a curated record
CUAUUACUAACAGUGAUCGUGUUAGCUCGUUGGCUGCUGGUUGUUCGGUUUGUGUUGGAAGCUAACAGUGCUAAUGUUUAGUUAGCUGGUUAACGGCAACUGCGGGAUAACUAGCAGCCUGGUACCUAACUCCCUCAGUGAGCCCACGCCAACACCGCAGCUCUCGUUUAGCUGUCGGUUAGAUGCUAACCGAUGUGUCGGAGCUGUUGAACAGUUUAUAGCCUCCAGUCUGAGCUAGCUUUGUGCCAAACUAACGCUAGGCUAACGCCACUGACCAGAGGAUUUAAACUUUAAAGUUUUUUAUGUAGGACACGUGGAUCAGCACCGACACAGACACAGACGUGUUUUACAGGGACAGACCGAGACCAGAUAAAUCCAGAUUUAAAGGAAUAAACCAGCAGACUGUUACUCGGGAUUACAGCUUAAAGCUUUAAUACUCAGUUUUUAUGUUUGUGAAGAUCAGCUGAUUAUCAGUGAGGGAAAUUAAAUCUCAAAAUUUUCAUUAAUGUUCUGAGUCUCAGCAGACGUGUGUUUCAGUUUGUGGAGCAACUAAUAAUUUUCAUUACAGACUAAUUAAUCGCUUAGUCUGUAAUAUGCCCGUUUCAUAUUUUAGAUAAAUCGAUACAUGCUACAUGAAUCCCUGAGGGGAAAUUACAUAGUUACAGUAAAAAAAUUAGUGGUGCGCUCAGCAAGGUGAAAAGUAAAGAGAAGGAGCAAGAAUCAAACAAGUGGUGGAGGGUGGAGCUUCCCAGCGGCCAUGAUGGAGGACACAGAGCUGGAGCUUUCCCCCACCACCUCUGAUCAGAACAGCCCCUCCCCCUCCAUCUCCUCCUCCCCCUCCCUGUCCCUCCCCUCCACCCCUUCCUCAUCCUGUGGCCCCCCCCAAGUGGUCACCCCUCCUCUGGGUGUGAUCAGUGAGGGUGUGGGGGAGCUCAGCCUGGUGAUCGAUGCGGAGGUGGCUCAGCGGGCAUGUCAGGAGGUGCUGCAGAAGGUGAAGCUGCAGCAGGUGGAGGGUGAUGUCAAUGACCUGCAGAACGGGGGUGGGCCAAACACCCCCAGCCACCCCGUCGCUCUGACUGCCGCAGUGAAACGGAUGAAGAUCCACGAGGAGGAAGACGACCCAGAGGGCCCGGCCCCCGGCUCGGUGAAGAGCGCCCGGCGGCGGCAGAGACACAAUCCCUCCAAACAGUCGUGGCUGCUCCGCCUAUUUGAGUCCAAGCUGUUUGACGUUUCCAUGGCAAUCUCCUACCUGCACAACUCAAAGGAGCCCGGCGUCCAGGCCUACAUUGGUAAUAGGCUCUUCAGCUUCCCCCACGAGGAGGUGGACUUCUACCUGCCCCAGCUGCUCAACAUGUACAUCCACAUGGACGAGGACGUCGGGGACGCCAUCAAGCCAUAUGUGGUUCACCGCUGCAGACAGAGUAUCUCCUUCAGUUUGCAGUGUGCCUGGCUGCUGGGAGCUUACUCCUCUGAUAUGCACAUCUCCACCCAGCGUCACUCUCGAGGAACCAAACUGAGGAAACUCAUCCUGUCCGAUGAACUCAAACCUGCAGGGCCCCGAGCUCGCAGGGACCCCCUGACUCUGACGCCUUUCUGUCCCGUAACGUCCCCCGCUGCUGGCCCUGGGCCCCUGGGAGGAGACCAUGGCCUGUCGCCCUCCAAACGAACACAUCAGCGCUCCAAAUCAGAUGCUACAGUCAGCAUCAGCCUGAGCAGCAACCUGAAGAGAACAGCCAGUAAUCCGAAGGUUGAGAGCAGCCAGGAUGAGGACAGCAGCUCCAGCUCGGAGAGUCUGGAGUUUGAGAUUGGUCCCCCGGUGCGUCUGUUUCCUCAGAGGGAGUUCAUCAAGUCUCUGAUGGGGAUCGGGAAGCGUUUGGCCACGCUGCCCACCAAAGAGCAGAAGACCCAGCGGCUGAUCUCAGAGCUGUCGCUGCUCAACCACAAGCUGCCGGCUCGGGUCUGGCUGCCCACCGCCGCCUUCGACCACCACGUUGUCCGUGUGCCGCACACACAAGCCGUGGUGUUAAACUCCAAAGACAAGGCUCCGUACCUGAUCUACGUGGAGGUUCUGGAGUGUGAGAACUUUGAGACGUCGAGCGUUCCGAUCCGGAUCCCGGAGAACCGGAUCAGGAGCACACGUUCCGUGGAGAACCUGCCAGACUGCGGCAUGACAGCGGAGCAGAGAGCAGGCAGCUUCUCCAUGGUCCCAAACUACGACAAUGACGACGAGGCUUGGUCUGUGGACGACAUCGGAGAACUGCAGGUGGAGCUCCCAGAGGUUCACACCAACAGCUGUGAUAACAUCAGUCAGUUCUCAGUGGACAGUAUCACCAGUCUGGAGAGUAAAGAACCCGUGUUCAUCGCUGCUGGAGACAUCAGGCGUCGUCUGUCGGAGCAGCUGGCUCAGGCCCCUACCACCUUUAAACGGGACCCCGAAGACCCGUCAGCCGUGGCCCUGAAGGAGCCCUGGGAGGAGAAGGUCCGGAGGAUCAGAGAGGGAUCUCCCUACGGUCACCUUCCUAACUGGAGGCUGCUGUCUGUUAUUGUUAAAUGUGGAGAUGACCUGAGACAGGAGCUGCUCGCCUUCCAGGUGCUACAACAGCUCAAGUCUAUCUGGGAACAGCAGCGUGUCCCCCUCUGGAUAAAGCCCUAUAAGAUCCUGGUGUUGUCGUCAGACAGCGGGAUGAUCGAGCCCGUGGUGAACGCCGUGUCGCUCCACCAGGUGAAGAAGCAGAGCCAGCUGUCUCUGCUCGACUACUUCCUGCAGGAACACGGCGCUCCGACCACCGAAGCCUUCCUGUCCGCUCAGAAGAACUUCGUCCAGAGCUGCGCCGGAUACAGCCUCAUCUGUUACCUGCUACAGGUCAAAGACAGGCACAACGGGAACAUCCUGUUGGACGCUGACGGGCACAUCAUCCACAUCGACUUUGGCUUCAUCCUCUCCAGCUCGCCCAAAAACCUCGGCUUCGAAACGUCCGCCUUCAAACUCACCACAGAGUUUGUAGAUGUGAUGGGGGGUCCAGACGGGGACAUGUUUAACUACUAUAAGAUGUUGAUGCUUCAGGGUCUGAUCGCGGCCAGGAAACACAUGGACCGAGUGCUGCAGAUAGUGGAGAUCAUGCAGCAAGGUUCCCAGCUGCCCUGUUUCCACGGCUCCAGCACCAUGCGAGGUCUGAAGGAGCGUUUCCACAUGAGUCUGACAGAGGAGCAGCUGCAGCUGCUGAUCGAUCAGCUGGUGGAAGGAUCAAUGAGAUCACUCACCACCAAACUGUACGACGGCUUCCAGUACCUCACCAAUGGCAUCAUGUGACCAGCCCCGUGUGUGUGUGUGUGUGUGUGUGUGUGUGUGAGUGUGUGAGUGAGUGUGUGAGUGAGUGAGUGAGUGAGAGAGAGAGAGAGCAGCAGAACAAAUGCAGACUGUCUACAGGCUGAACCUCCAGGUUUUAUGACUCGACUGCAGAGACCAUGAGCCUCCCUCUGUUUGUCGUCUUUUAUUCUUAUUCCAGUUUCUUCUUCUCUUCUCUUUGUCGGUUGAAUCUUUUUGUUGCGUUUCAUCUUUUUUCUUUGAAGAAUUUUCUGUUCUGUUUGUCCGUCUCCUCUUCUUCUUUUUCCAUAUUUGGGCAGAAGUCCCUCAUUGGCUGCCGAGUCGGACUCUUAGCCAAUCAGGGAGCAGCCCAUUUUUAGAUUUAAAUGUGAACACUCGGCAGGUGGACGGUUUUUACAGGAACUGAACUCAGUCAUCGGACGUGUUGCUGCCGCAGUGCUGCUGAGCAGAGCGGCAGCUUCACUCUGCAGCAGGAGGUGAACUGAAGGAAACGUUCAGUCUGAACAAACUGAAUCUGACGGAGAAGUGAAACCAUGCAGACUCUAUAAAGGACCAUACCGCUGUUUUUCAUGUUUUAGCCCUUACACUGCAGAUUCUGUAAACCAGUUGACCCAUUAAAACAAACCAGUGUCUACCUGCAGCUCCA